Clupea harengus (Atlantic herring) is the source of this 2206-nucleotide messenger RNA. RefSeq names its product receptor accessory protein 1. Gene Ontology annotation, molecular function: microtubule binding. The transcript has 8 exons. Gene Ontology annotation, cellular component: endoplasmic reticulum tubular network; cytoplasmic microtubule; endoplasmic reticulum membrane. Gene Ontology annotation, biological process: endoplasmic reticulum tubular network organization. Bases 73 to 972 code for a protein of 299 amino acids. Lineage: Eukaryota; Metazoa; Chordata; Actinopteri; Clupeiformes; Clupeidae. The record is from RefSeq and is a predicted model, not a curated record.
CAACAAGCAGGCAUCGCGAGGGCAACUCCUCCCAGUUGACAACACGAGCUGGCUGCCUUCGACCACAGCGCGAUGGUCUCGUGGAUAAUCUCCAGACUUGUUGUGCUCGUAUUUGGGACACUGUACCCCGCGUACUCCUCCUACAAAGCAGUGAAAUCAAAGGAUGUAAGAGAAUAUGUGAAAUGGAUGAUGUACUGGAUUAUAUUUGCCCUUUUCACAACAGCUGAAGUCCUCACAGACAUCUUCCUAUACUGGGUCCCCUUCUACUACGAGCUGAAGAUUGCGUUCGUGGUGUGGCUGCUCUCGCCCUACACCAAGGGCUCCAGUGUGCUCUACCGCAAGUUCGUCCACCCCACCCUCUCCUCCAAAGAGAAGGACAUUGAUGAAUACUUGAACCAAGCGAAGGACAAGAGCUACGACACGCUGGUGCAUUAUGGGAGGAAAGGGCUGAACGUGGCAGCGACCGCAGCGGUAAUGGCCGCCUCGAAGGGCCAGGGGGUUCUGUCGGACCGCCUGCGGAGCUUCAGUAUGCAGGACCUCGCCUCUCUCCAGGCCGAGGGGGGGGUGCAGCCUCCCGGCCCCGCCCAGCCAGGCCCCGGCCAAUCACGGACACGUGCUACGAUGCGCAGCAAAUCGGAAUCAGGCUACACCAAGGGGUUGGGCCAGGAGUUUGAUGAGCCUGACUUUGAGCUCUUGAGUUUGGAGCAGAAUGACCCUGCAGAGCCACCAUACCCACAAAGUCCCAGUCCUCCCCCACCGUCUCCACCUGCCCGACCCCGACCUGACCCCCCGACCCCCACUCAGCCCCUCCCCCCUGAGCUGGCGGAGGAGGCGACCUCUGACCCUCACGCUCCCUCUGACCCCACCUACCGGCAGGUGAAGAGACGUGCCCCAGAGCCUCCUCCUAGGCCCCUGCGCCCGAUCACCAGGUCCCGAUCCAAGAGCUCCCUCUCUGGCGGCGAGGUCAUGUGACUCUGAGGUCAUGUGACUGCGCUCCUCCUCAGAGCUGAAUCAGGCCUCCGAGACGAGAAACGGACAAAUGCAGCCUUGGCAACCAAAGUGAUGCGAACACACCUUUGACCUUUGGAGGCGGGGGUCAGGGGUCAGGGUGCUGUGAGCAGUUUGCUCCAGUGGAGCAGCCUCUCUUUCUUCUCUUCACUGUUACAGACUGUGUACAUAUUUACUGUGAGUGUGUGUGUGUGUGUGUGUGUGUGUGUGUGGGGGGGGGUGUGUGUGUGUGUGAGGACUCGGCUGAGGUGCGGGGUUUGUGUCUAGGACAGAUAGGCCCGGCGCAGGCUGCAGAGUGUGUGUUGGUGUGUAUGAGUGCAAGUGUGUGUGUUGGUGUGUAUGAGUGCGAGAGUGUGUGUGUGUUGACUGAGGGCCCUAAUUUCAGUGACGGGCAACUGGCAACGAGCAAAACAAAGAGCUAAGUCCGCCGUGCUAAAGCUCACUAAAGCUAACUAAAGCUAAUUUUGCGACUUAUCAAGAUCAUUUAGCUAAUUCAAUUGGUCGUUGUAAGCCAGCGAUGUGUGUGUGUGUGUGUGUGUAACUGCUAAAUGUUUUCAAGAAUUGAGAUCAUUAUGAAGAAGAAAGAGAACACUUUCAGACGUAUGCAUACCUGCCAAGUCAUGUCUCACGUGCGUGACACUGAAUCUCAGAUUGUGACUCCCAGUAGAAUAAUACUAGUAUAACAGUAGAGUGAUAUGAAUAAUAAUAAUACUAGUAUACUAGUCCAUUAGACUGCUGUGCUGUGCAGUGCGAGUGAGACCUUGUGUGCACUGUGCAGCUCACUAUGCCUGUGUAGCAGUUUAUAAGACCUUGUGUGCACUGUGCAUCUUACUCUGUCCGUGUAGCUGUUUAUAAGCUACUGGUCAACAAAGUUUCAAUAUUCAGCCUCACUGAACAACUUCUGAUCUCAAGGCGAACCAGACCUGUUUAUGAAAUGCCUCCAAAAUGUAACGAUAUGCUUGCAGGGGUUGUUUUGUGUGUGUGUGUAAGUGUGUGUGUGUGUGUGGGGGGGGAAGGCAUGCGGAUUUUCACGUAUUUCAAUCUCUGACCUCACGGAAUUCAGCCAUGUUAACUUGACAGGUAUGCGUAUGGUGACUUAGUGCUACAGCACUCAGGGUCCCAGCACUGUGUGUGUGUGUGUGUGUGUGUGCGUGUGUGUGUGUAUGCGUGUGUGUGCGUGUGUGUGUGUGUGUGCGUG